This is a messenger RNA of Pogona vitticeps (central bearded dragon), 2287 nucleotides long. RefSeq names its product interferon gamma receptor 1 (gene IFNGR1). Gene Ontology annotation, molecular function: cytokine binding; cytokine receptor activity. Gene Ontology annotation, biological process: cytokine-mediated signaling pathway. NCBI's taxonomy places the organism in Eukaryota, Metazoa, Chordata, Lepidosauria, Squamata, Agamidae. The record is from RefSeq and is a predicted model, not a curated record. Gene Ontology annotation, cellular component: plasma membrane.
GCGCCUGGCAGGCCGCGGGCUUCGAGAGCGGAAGUGAGGGAGGCUUUUCCGCUUCCCUCGGGGGGACCCUCGGCGCCUCGGCCCGGGCCUUUUGGGUCGGUCCCCUGUGUGGGCGGCGGGCAGGGCGUUCGUGGGAAAGAUGGUGGGGCUUGCGGGGCUUUUCCUCUCCUUCGUCCUCUCGUCCCCAGUCCUCUGCGGGGAGCCUGGCGUGCGGAAACCGCAGGCGGAAGUGCCUAAACCAAUUGACGUUACCAUAGAAUCAUACAACUUCAAUACCUCUGUACACUGGAAUUACCAAGGCGGAUCUUCAAAGCCUCUCUUUAUUGUAGAAAAGCGCUGCUAUGGUUUUGGCAGCAACAAUUGGACUGAAGUUGCCAACUGUGUGAACAUAUUGCAGCAUUAUUGUGAUCUUACACACAAGAUAGAACAAUGUGAUUUUUUCUGGGCCAGAGUCAAAGCUCUUGAUGGACUACAUGAAUCUAACUAUACAACAUCUGAUGUGUUUACUGUAAUCAGGAAUGGUAAAAUAGGGCCACCGAAGCUUAACCUCUCCAUUGUUAAUGAUGAGAUCCAUGUUAAUAUUGAAAAUCCUCUCACUCCAUAUCGCAAGAAAUACCCACUUAGCGUAGCAGCAAACCUCACAGAUUUCACCUAUGAGGUGUUCCUUUGGGAAAAGGGGAGCCGUGAGAAGCGCACAACAUUUAUGUUAGACGAGUGUCCACGUAGAAGAUGUACUAAAAACCUCCAUGUUCCAUCAUGGGAUGCUUCAUACUGUGUUUCAGCUCAGGGCAUUUCAGUUUCAAAUGAUGUGAUAGGGGAAGAAUCAGAAGAAAACUGUAUUAGUUUUCCACCUAAACAGUCAUCAGGUUCAACAGUGCUUAUAAUUGUGGGUGUUUUUGUCUUACUUCUUGUGCUGAUCGUUCUCAUAAUAGUCUAUGUAUGUGCAUAUAAGAAGAAAAUUAAACUUCCCAAGUCUCUGGUUUCUGUGGUAAGGAGCCAAGUCAGCAGCAGUUUUGACAUAAAACCAGAAGGCAAAUAUAUCUCUGUUGUAACUUCAUCGUCCUAUAAGCCAGUGUCGCCGGAAUGUGAAGAUGAAAAAACAGUGGAACACGUAGAUUUUGUAACAGAGGAUAAGAUCGUUCACCUCAGUAACAGUGGCAAAGAAGUAUAUGCUGAUGGCUCGCAAGACAUUUUAAGUAAAGCAAGUGGCGAGAUGAACAUUGAAGAAGUUGUAGUGGUGGACAUCACUGGGGGUGAACAAGACUCAGACAAUUAUUUUCAAUCUGUCAGUGGCCAACAAGAGAUGUGUAAUAAUCUCCCAACUCUGAACCUUCCGUGUGCAGAUGUGCAACAGCCUAAAACUCAAGGAAGCUGCAGGAACAUAGGUGGGUAUGAUAAACCUCAUUGGCAAGAUGCACACCCUGAAGGAGAAUCACUGGUUACUUAGAUGCCCAGUUAUGAGCCUGAAGCACAUGGGCGCCAUUUAUCUUACAAGAGAGAAACAUCAAAAACUGUAAGCGGUUUCCUGGCUAUUGCAAGUAUCCAUGGUGGAUAUGGAUAAAAAGUUUGAUCCAACUUAAAAGGAUAGCCAAAGAGACUUCAAAUCAUUGCAUCCGAGACUUGCACUUUCUUCUUUUAAAGAAAUAACUGAGGUCUGUAGACCUGCGAGCAGUAGUCUCCAGCCUUUUAAAGGUCAUGGGGAUUUUAUUGCUUUGCUGUGUGAGAAUGCUUUUUGGGGCAGAACAUGUAACACUGGAAGCACUGCAAGUUCUUGAAGUGAAUGUACUGCAGAAAUCCUUCUUGAGGCCUCUCAUAUUGUGUCUCGUUGCCAAUGCUCUUCCCUCACCCCCAGUGUGGACUGGGAUACACUCGUGGAGAAAAGAGACUGGUGGACAGUACAGCCACUCUUCCCAUAUAGCAUGCUGCAGAUGGGAGAUGAAACAAGCAUGACAGUAGCAGUCACGUGGCCAAGCAAUGUAUGAAAGGAGAGCAGAAAAGGGCACACUCAUCAUCAUCAUCACCACCCGAUGCUGACAGUGGUUUAACAACAUAUAGCAUGUUCAGAUAACUGAGUGAUACUAGGGUUUUGCCAUUCAUAAAGUGUCACAGUUUGUAUAUUUUGCCAUGUGGGGGAUGACUAUACAGUAUUUUGAUUCAAAUAUAUACUGAUUUGAUUCAAACCAGUGAUGUAUAUAAAAUUUUACAUAAUUCAAAUGGAUGGGCGGGGGAGAAUCCUUCAGGCUUUUCUUUCUGCAAGGAUCCAAUAAAAGAUAUGUCAGCACUCUAA